Messenger RNA from Miscanthus lutarioriparius, 204 nucleotides. The record is from the annotation of a GenBank genome assembly. Lineage: Eukaryota; Viridiplantae; Streptophyta; Magnoliopsida; Poales; Poaceae.
AUGGGGCAGUGUUCGUCCUCCAGCUCCCAGCAUCAAGAAGCAGAGCAGAAGCAGCAGCCGGCUGCCGGUGUUGACAGCCAGAAAAGGCAGGAGCAGCUGAGAAAGGCGGCUGCAGCGGCGCACAUGAAUCAGCCAUACCAUGCAUCUAGCAAUGAGGAGCUGGUCCUCCUGGUGUCGCUGGAUUCAAUCACCAAGAUUGGGUGA